AUGGCAGUCCCACAGGUUGGUAACCUCGCCCCAAGAUCUAUUGAAGCUUUGGCAUUGCUGCAUGGACUCAGAUUUGCGAUUCAUGUUGGAUUCUCCAAUCUUGAAGUUGAAGGGGAUGCCCUCUCAGUCAUCAAUGCUUUACAAGAGAGUUCGGAGGAUUAUAGCUCUGAGGGUCAUUUAAUUGACGAAGUUAAGUCUUUAUUUCAGUCUUUUCACAGUUGUAGUAGUCACUUUGUGAAACGAGAAGGCAACAAGGUUGCUCAUCGUUUGGCAAAAGAGGCAUUGAAAGUUUGUCAACCUUUACUUUGUCUGCAGUCGGGGCCUAGUUGGCUCCAUCAGUGCGUCAGUAUAGAUUUCCAGUGUGAAGUCUAG
Molecule: messenger RNA, 372 nt
Organism: Rosa rugosa (rugosa rose)
Lineage: Eukaryota; Viridiplantae; Streptophyta; Magnoliopsida; Rosales; Rosaceae
Exons: 1
Coding region: 1-372 (123 amino acids)
Molecular function (GO): RNA-DNA hybrid ribonuclease activity; nucleic acid binding
Source: RefSeq, a predicted model, not a curated record